Messenger RNA from Egretta garzetta (little egret), 891 nucleotides. Its product is annotated as kazal-type serine protease inhibitor domain-containing protein 1. The record is from RefSeq and is a predicted model, not a curated record. The transcript has 4 exons. Gene Ontology annotation, molecular function: insulin-like growth factor binding. Gene Ontology annotation, cellular component: extracellular region. Bases 1 to 891 code for a protein of 296 amino acids. NCBI's taxonomy places the organism in Eukaryota, Metazoa, Chordata, Aves, Pelecaniformes, Ardeidae. Gene Ontology annotation, biological process: regulation of signal transduction; regulation of cell growth.
AUGAAGCACCCGAUGGUUACAGCAGUGCUGGUAGUGCUGGUGCAGGUUUCUCAGAGUUUCCCUGCCUUGUACCACCGAGGUUGGUGGAGGCUGUUAAGGGAAGGAGAUAGCUGUGGAAAAUGCGAUUUGGCACUUUGCUCUGAGCCUAAAGACUGUCCAGCCGGAACUGUAUUGGACCGUUGUGGCUGCUGUUCUGAAUGUGGAAAUGUGGAAGGUCAGAUCUGCGACUUGGACCAGGGCAAUCAUUUUUAUGGGCAGUGUGGGGACAACCUUGAGUGCAGGUUGGAUACUGAUGAAGCAAGAUUUGGGGAAGUCCCUGAACCCCAGUGUGUGUGCAAGUCUCAGGAGAGCAUCUGCGGACCUGAAGGGAAAACCUACGAGAACAUCUGUCAAUUCAACAAGGCUUAUGCUACAAAAAGAAAUAUCAGCAUGAAACACAAAGGACCAUGUGAAUCAGCUCCUGUUAUUUCUAUGCCACCUCAGGAUGUGCAGAAUUUCACAGGCAAUGAUGUCAUUUUUGGCUGUGAGGUGUCAGCCUAUCCUAUGCCACACCUUGAAUGGAAAAAAAAGGGGAAUAAAAUGUUUUUGCCAGGAGAUGAUGCCCAUAUCUCAGUACAGGCACGAGGUGGGCCUCAGAAGUACAGUGUGACAGGCUGGCUGCAGAUUCAAGGACUCAAAAAAUCAGAUGAAGGCGUUUACAUCUGCCACACCAAAAACAAGUAUGGUGCAACAUAUGCCUCCGCAAGAUUGAAAGUCAUUGAAGGCUCAUCUGCAUUUGCAUUUACUGCUGGCAGUAGAAGCGCAAGCUACAGUGUUGAAUAUGGGGACUAUUAUGACUAUUCUGAUGAUGAAGAUGAGGAAGAAUAUGAAUCUGGGGACUAUGAAAAUUGA